AUGAAAGCUGACGAGAAUCUGCCUCCAGGACGGAGGAAAGAUGAAGACACACUUUUUGACAUGGAUCUUCUUGACGAUACAACCGUUAGGAACGAUCCUCUACAGGGCCAUUACAAUAUAAGAGACGAACAAAGGGAUUCGACACAUGUAUUUCCAGAGGAAGUUAUAGACUUAAAUGAUAAUAUUGAGAAUGAUGAAAAUCCGUUUGAGUCACAAGCUUCUAAUGAAUGGGAACACGGCAGAUUCGAUAACUACAAUCCAGAGUUUAUGGGCUCAACCAGGCCCACAGGUUUCUUCUCCAGACUUUUUGGGAGGGGCCAAAAGUCAGUAUCCCAAAAUUAUGAGAUGAACCAAUAUAAUGCAGUGACAACAUCUGAACACAAUGACAGUUACAUGGAUUCCAGAAAUCAAUUCAACAUGAAAGUGUUAUUCAAUCGUUACAUAUUGAGGAAAAAGAGCAGCUCCACAGAGGCUUAUGGUCCCAGGAUGAUUCAUAUUAUUGAUAGAGCAGCAAAUGAUACAAUGGGCUACGUUGGCAAUUAUGUCUCUACAACAAAGUAUAACUUUGCGACCUUUUUACCAAAAUUUUUAUUCCAAGAAUUUUCAAAAUAUGCCAAUCUGUUCUUUUUAUGUACUGCAAUCAUUCAACAAGUUCCUCAUGUAUCUCCCACAAAUAGGUACACGACUAUAGGUACACUUUUAGUGGUCCUAAUUGUUUCCGCUAUGAAAGAAAUUAUCGAGGAUGUGAAGAGAGCCAAUUCAGACAAAGAAUUAAACAAUUCUAAAUCUCAGAUCUUUUCAAAAGAUUUUGGUGGCUUUGUAGAGAAAAGAUGGGUUGAUAUUAAAGUUGGGGAUAUAAUCAAAGUGUCAUCUGAAGAGUCCAUUCCAGCUGAUAUAAUUGUUCUAUCAUCUUCGGAACCGGAAGGCUUGUGUUAUAUCGAAACUGCUAAUCUUGAUGGUGAGACAAAUCUGAAAAUUAAACAGUCAAGAGUAGAAACCUCCAAAUUUAUUGAUGCGCAAAAAAUUGGUACAAUUCAUGGUCAAGUAAGCUCUGAACAACCAAAUUCUAGUUUAUACACAUACGAGGGUACAAUGAAAUUCAAUGGAACUACUAUUCCGCUUUCUCCUGAACAAAUGAUUCUAAGAGGUGCUACAUUAAGAAAUACAGCUUGGAUCUUUGGUUUAGUCAUCUUUACAGGUCAUGAAACCAAGCUAAUGCGUAAUGCUACUGCUACACCAAUCAAGAGAACUGCUGUUGAAAGAGUCAUUAACAAGCAAAUUAUAGCUUUAUUUGGUGUAUUAGUCGUUUUAAUUUUAAUAUCAUCCGUCGGUAACGUUAUUAUUAGUACUGCUGGCUCCAAACAUCUAUCAUAUUUAUAUUUGGAAGGUACUAACAAGGUCGGUUUAUUUUUUAGAGAUUUUUUAACAUUUUGGAUUUUAUUCUCAAAUCUAGUACCGAUAUCCUUAUUCGUCACCGUUGAGUUAAUCAAAUAUUAUCAAGCGUACAUGAUAAGUUCAGAUUUAGAUUUAUACCAUGAACAAUCUGAUACAGCAACUGUUGUUCGUACUUCCUCUUUAGUAGAAGAAUUGGGUCAGAUUGAAUAUAUCUUUAGUGAUAAAACAGGUACUUUGACAAGAAAUGUAAUGGAAUUUAAAUCAUGCUCCAUUGCCGGCCGUUGCUACAUAGAAACUAUCCCCGAAGAUAAAGCCGCAUACAUGGAAGAUGGUAUAGAAGUUGGUUAUAGAAAAUUUGAUGAAUUAAAAGAAAAGCUACAUGACGCUACCGAUGAAGAAUCUAGUAUAGUUGAUAGCUUUUUGACUUUAUUAGCCACAUGUCAUACCGUCAUUCCAGAGUUUCAGGCGGAUGGAUCCAUCAAAUAUCAGGCAGCUUCUCCAGAUGAAGGUGCUUUGGUUGAAGGUGGCGCUCAACUUGGCUACAAAUUUAUUAUCAGAAAACCAAACUCAGUAACUGUGCUUUUGGAAGAAUCCGACGAAGAAAAAGAGUACGAACUUUUGAACAUUUGCGAGUUUAACUCAACGAGGAAAAGAAUGAGUGCACUAUUUAGGUUUCCAGAUGGGUCAAUCAAAUUGUUUUGUAAAGGGGCUGACAGUGUUAUCUUAGAAAGAUUAGAUGGCAAUAACAACAUGUAUGUGGAUGCAACUUUGAGGCACUUGGAAGAUUAUGCUUCAGAAGGACUGCGUACUUUAUGCUUGGCAAUCAGAGAUGUACCAGAAGAGGAAUAUCAGAAAUGGAGCAAAAUUUACGAAGCAGCUGCAACAACACUGGAUAAUAGAGCCGAAAAACUGGAUGAAGCGGCAGAGCUCAUCGAGCGAAAUUUGGUGCUUAUGGGAGCCACUGCCAUUGAAGAUAAACUGCAAGACGAAGUACCAGAGACUAUACAAACAUUACAAGAAGCUGGUAUCAAAAUAUGGGUUUUGACGGGUGAUAAACAAGAAACAGCCAUUAACAUUGGUAUGAGUUGUCGUUUAUUAGCAGAGGAUAUGAAUCUAUUAAUUAUUAAUGAGGAGACCAAAGAAGACACAAGAAAAAAUAUGAUUGAAAAAUUAAAUGCUCUACAUGAGCACAAAUUAUCUCCUCAAGAGUUGAAUACAUUAGCUCUCGUCAUCGAUGGGAAAUCUUUAGGGUAUGCUUUAGAACCAGAUCUUGAAGACUUCUUUUUGACUAUAGGUAAAUUGUGUAAGGCUGUCAUUUGCUGUAGAGUUUCUCCACUUCAGAAAGCAUUGGUUGUAAAGAUGGUCAAGAAAAAAACAGACUCUCUACUUCUUGCAAUUGGUGAUGGAGCAAACGAUGUUAGUAUGAUUCAAGCUGCUCAUGUAGGUAUUGGUAUUAGUGGUAUGGAGGGUAUGCAAGCGGCACGGUCUGCAGAUGUUGCUAUUGGUCAAUUCAAAUUUUUGAAAAAAUUACUAAUUGUUCAUGGAGCUUGGUCCUACCAAAGAAUUUCUGUUGCAAUUCUAUACUCUUUCUACAAAAAUACGGCGCUAUACAUGACCCAAUUCUGGUAUGUUUUUUCAAAUGCUUAUUCAGGUCAAUCGAUUAUUGAAUCGUGGACAUUGAGUUUCUAUAAUGUGUUUUUCACAGCUUUACCUCCUAUCGUAAUCGGUGUCUUUGAUCAGUUUAUUAGUAGCCGUUUACUUGAACGCUAUCCACAACUUUAUAGAUUAGGUCAGAAAGGACAGUUCUUCUCAGUAAAAAUUUUCUGGGGUUGGAUUGCAAAUGGUUUUUAUCAUUCUAUAAUCAUUUAUGUCGGCGUUGUGUUCUUUUAUAGAUACGGUAGCGCCUUGAAUAUGAAUGGUGAAGUUGCUGAUCAUUGGACUUGGGGCACAACUGUUUACACAACGAGUAUAUUGGUAGUAUUGGGAAAAGCUGCGCUAGUUACAAACCAAUGGACGAAAUUUACUUUGGUUGCUAUUCCAGGUUCCUUUGUUUUUUGGCUAGUUUUCUUCCCAAUCUAUGGAAGUAUAUUCCCUUAUGUCAACAUUUCCAGAGAGUACUUCGGUGUUGUCUCUCAUACGUACGGAUCUGGUGUGUUUUGGUUAACCCUGAUUGUUUUGCCUGUAUUAGCGCUUUUAAGAGAUUUCUUAUGGAAAUACUAUAGAAGAAUGUAUCAACCCGAAACAUACCAUCUUGUUCAAGAAAUGCAGAAGUAUAACAUCACUGAUUAUAGACCUCAUUUACUUCAUUUCCAAGAUGCCAUCCGAAAGGUUAGACAAGUCCAAAGGAUGAAAAAGCAAAGAGGGUUUGCCUUUUCACAAAGUGAAGAAGGUGGCCAAGAGAAGAUAAUAAGAAUGUAUGAUACUACCCAAAAGAGAGGGAAAUAUGGUGAGCUUCACGAUGCUUCUGGUGACCCAUUUAGUGACAGAAAUGCUUUUGAAAAUCAUCUAGGUACAACAACAGAAAGCAUUGAUCUUUUGGAACCAGACAAUCCUUUUGCAGAGGAUAGGGACGGCUCCACUGAUCUAGACAAUAUGUCAUUCGAAUUAUAA
Kazachstania africana CBS 2517 is the source of this 4005-nucleotide messenger RNA. RefSeq names its product aminophospholipid-translocating P4-type ATPase DRS2 (gene DRS2). The record is from RefSeq and is a predicted model, not a curated record. NCBI's taxonomy places the organism in Eukaryota, Fungi, Ascomycota, Saccharomycetes, Saccharomycetales, Saccharomycetaceae. Gene Ontology annotation, biological process: phospholipid translocation; intracellular protein transport; post-Golgi vesicle-mediated transport. Gene Ontology annotation, cellular component: plasma membrane. Bases 1 to 4005 code for a protein of 1334 amino acids. Gene Ontology annotation, molecular function: ATP hydrolysis activity; ATP binding; ATPase-coupled intramembrane lipid carrier activity. The transcript has a single exon.